AUGGCUCUCGAUGAGCUGGCAGAAAAGGCUGGGGCAGGCGAAGAGGUUCGCCGAUAUCUGAAGCUUCGCGGAGCUGGCACGGAGGUGGUGAAGCUUGGUGACACAGAGAAGCCGAUAGCAGCUGCAGUGCUUUUAUUCAUGAGGCGCAUGGCGGUGCAGGCUCAGCAGGCAGCGGCCACUCCCGCAGCAUCUCCUUUGCCGACUGGGAUUGGUGCUUCAUUAGCCUCAGGCCCCACGAGCUCCGAUGACAAGGUUCCGAGGACCCUCCCGGCAAACGUCUGGUCUGAUCAGAUCAAGAAGUACGAGGCCACGGUCACUCAGGGACGGAGCCGGGCUUUCCCACAACGCCAGGUCUUGGGUGCUGAAGCCGCCUUGGCCAAACUCUGGCACUAUCUCAAGGUCACGCGCAGCUUCGCGCCGUUACCCCUGGGCGAGAUCCUCAGCCGUCGGAGCUUCGAUGCGACGGGGCAGGUGAAUGCGUUGUCAAAACGCAAGCACAAAAGUGAGCUAGUGGUCGACGUUGACCGCGACAGGCUGGUAGCUGAAGAACAGGACGAUAGCUGGGAGCCCCGCAGCAUGAUGGCCGUGUGCGAUGCUCUGAACGCUUUGAGAUGGGCCUACAUCCUCCUGGAGUAUGGCCACGAGUUCGACGUCAACGAGCUCUUCGACGUCCUCAUUCAGCGCAGCCAUGUGUGGCAGCUGUGCACCGAGCUUCGGAGCGGCAAGACCUUCACCGAGGCCAUGACAGUCGUCAAAGAAGACGUUCACUUGUACCAGGAGACCAUGUCGAAACCUCAGAAUUCUCCACAGAAGCCCGGGGGGGAUCGCAAGCGCAAGCUCAACGAGGACUCGCCGGCCAAGACGGAGACAUGGAAGCAGACCUCGGGGAAAUGGAUUGGGGACAAGGGCGGCCUCACCCAUACAAGGCGGCUUCACCGGAUGUCGGACAUGCUGACGAUGUGCGCCGGCCUGCAGUUCGUGCUCAGACGGAAGGGAAAAACACCUGUGACGUCCCUUCGCCUCGUGAUCCUCCUGGCCCACGACAAGGCGGGCAGGCAGGCGAUGGAGGGACAAUGUCGCGGCCAAAGCGGAGGCUCCUCCUCCGCCACCACCUCCUUUCCCGCCACAGCCACCGACUACCACAUCAGCGAGUUCGUCCAACGAGGCGGGGAUCAUCCACCUCGAUUUCUUCUCGGGGGUCGGGUCUGCCUCACUGGCUCUCAGCGGCUGGGCAGACCGAUCAGGUGCACCUUUCAGUGGGAGAUUGACGACGCAGCGAGGCGGGUUUCCAAGCUUGUUUCCAGCCGGGGCGAUCUUCGUCAGGACACUCCGGAGGCAGCGGCGAAGGCGAUUCGAGAAGUUCGGGGCGGUGAUCGAGAUGUGCUGCUGGUCACCGCGGCAGCACCAUGUCCGGAUUUUAGUCGCCUCAACGCAUCGGCGGGGGGGCGCUCGGGUGCUUCAGGCGACCUCUUUGUUGCCUUUGCAAAGUUUCUACGCAAGCUUCUGAGUUUCUUCCCGGGGCGGAAAGCUUGUUUGCUCGCUGAGAAUGUGCUGAUGCAGAACGCGGGUGAUGUGCAAUACUUUUCCCGUGAGCUCUGUGCCGAGCCGAUUAUUGCUGACGCCUCCGACUACCAGCUCAUCAGCAGACCGAGAUUGUGGUGGUCAUGGAUUCCUUGGACGGAUGUGGAUGUGUACCCUGAUACACAACAGAAGUUGCAAUGGAAGAAGGCGGACAACAGGCUGGCCAAAUUGCGACUAUGGGUGCCACCGGACACGGUUGCCGACAUGCAGCCAGACGGGCUGCAUUUUCAUCCCGAUGUCUUUGGCGGGCAAACACUUGUUGCCCUGUCUUACCACGCCUGCUCUGACAGAGUCUGGUGGCUUGAAGACCAUCGACAAUAUGCUCCUUGGUUCUAUGACGAGCGGAACAUGUUAACGGCCGGAGAUUCCUCUUUCCAUCUACUACCAGUGGAGACGAAGGAGGCCUUGCAUCACUUUGACCGGGGCUUCACGGCUCACCCGGACAACUCCGAGAAGGAUCGGAACAGAUUGUUAGGCAACAGCUGGCACGUUGGCGUCGCGCAGAAUCUGUUGCAUUUUGCUUUGAAGCACGGCAUUGUCGUGCUACCAGGCCCUUUUGGCCCAUCCGGGAGCAUUGCUUCUCAGAUGACUGAUUUAGCGUCGGCUACUAGAGUCGCUUCCCAAGAGCCUUUGCCCGUGCGGAGGGCAGCGGAAAUGAAUGAGCAUGCGCACAUGGUCCCAGUUCAGGGCAUGUGGGAACAUUGGCACGCAGCGUAUCAAGCAGUACACCCGGCACUGUUGCCCGUGGUGUUGGAUCCAGGUCUCGAGCUCACCAUUCGACGCCUCACACACUUGAGCCCUUCUAGACUCACAUCCCUUAGGGAACAGGUCAUCGCAGACAUUCAGCGACAGAAGGUUUCGAUGUCGGGUGCCACAGAUCGUUGGUUUCGCAGUUUACCCCAGCAUGUGCAGAGGGCAUACACUUUGGAGGACGGUGCCAUCGUUCAGAUCCCUCUGUUUAUUGCUCUGCUCCGAGGUUGCGGCUAUCCGGACUGCGACUCCCUGGAGGAGGCACUGACAUUCGGUUUUCCCGUCACUGGUGCCAUAGACCACACGCCUGGAUGGCGACCCAGAUUAGAUGAUAAAUACAGUGCACCGAUCUCCUCUGGUUCGUUUGCGGCACUCAAUCGUGGUUAUGUACUGCAGAAAUUGCAAAGGAGUCGCGUUGAUCCGGAGUGGCAGGCGCUGCUUUCGGAAAUCAUUGCUGAGGUGCACAAGGGCCGGAUGCAGGGGCCGUUCCGAGCCCCACCGGACUGGCCUCGCCAGUGCGUGCCGAUCCAUUCACAUUCGGGUUUUGCGUGCUGUCUGGAGCUGCCGGAAACUGACAUACGAGUUGCUGGCGCCUUCUCAGUCAAACAGACUGGGAGCGAUGGCAGCGAUAAGGUGCGGCGGUGUGAGGAUUACCGCCGCAGUUUUCAUAAUGCAACCGUGGGUGCAUCAGACAUUCCGGCACAUGACACGAUCCAUACUUUUGUCAGUGUUCUGUUACGGUUGCAGCGCGAGGGCUUCUUGACCAAGGUUUGGUGCCAGGACUUGUGGGCCGCUUACAGACAGUUUCCUGUCAGGGAGCCGCGUGAGGCUUUUACGCUGCUCGCCACGCCCACUGGACCCACACUGUGGUGUCAUGGAGUGCUCCCUUUUGGAGCAGCCUCGUCAGUUUGGUGCUUUAACAGAUGUAUUGAUGCUUUAGCAUAUUUGGCUAGAACGCUCUUGAUCAUUUUGAUCAUCCACUACGUGGGUGAUAUCGGGGGGCCCGACACGGCGGACAGUGCAGCCUCUGGCUUCUGGGCUUUUGCGGAGCUGUGUGAACUUCUGGGCAUGCGCCUGAAACCGGCGAAAGCUCAACCACCUGAUAUAAGACAUAAGUUGCUUGGGGUGAUAUUGGAGAUCCUCCCGGAGGGGAUUCGACUCUCUCCAGCUCCUGACCGCAUUGCUAAGGUCGUCGCGAUGAUGCAGACGGCUCUGCAGUCGGAUUCUCUUGACCCAAUGGUGGCUCAGCGCUUAGCUGGAAAGCUUAACUUCUUACAAACCACGAUGUUUGGACAAGCAGGAGCAGCGGCUGUCAGGCCGAUUUAUUCUCGGGGCCAGGCAGUGGCCGGGUCUGCUGAGGUCCGCUUGAACAGCGCACUACGCUGCUCUCUUAAGUUCUUGAUCAAACUGCUGGAGGCCAGUAAGCCGAAGUGGAUACCUUUCUGCCCCACCCCGGAUGAUCAUUCCGUGUUGUAUGCUGAUGCGUUUUUCGAGCUGGGUGACAGCUCCUUCGGGCUUUCUGACGAACCCCCGCAACACUGGAACAAUCGCUCUUCGUGUAUGUAUCGCAACGGCUGGGGCUUUGUGGUGCGCACACCGCAUGGUGUGCGGUACGGAGCUGGCAGGGUUCCUGCUGAGGUAUUGUCACGCUUCACUAGUCGCAAAGCUUUUAUAUACUCUUUGGAGAUUUUUGCUCAGAUUGUGGCAGCGAUCACUUGUCAGGAUGUUUUGAGUCCUUUUUGGUUGGGUUUCUGCGACAACCAGGCCGGUCGGUCUGCUCUGGAGAGAGGAUACGGCCGCGAGGACUCCAUUAAUAACUUGAUCGCCUGUUUUUGGUGCGUGGCAUCUUUGAAGAAUUGGCAACCGCACUUCCAAUGGGUGCCCAGCGAGCAAAAUAUUAGCGACCCUUUCUCGAGGGGCGAUUCCUCGAUCGGCGAGACACAUGGCUGGUCCCAGCUUCACUCUGACUUCUCCGACUUUUGGCAGAUCUUGUUGCGGGUCGUCUCUGACUUCGAUUUUGCCGUUGGGGCGGUGCCGAAGGAUCUCGGCUCGAGUUGCCUCCUGAUUGUCGUAUCCGGUUGUGAUGGUGAAAGUCCAUUCACUGCCCGGGUGCCGACCCUCUGUGGUUUCGAAUAUCCGACAUGCACUUCGAUAUCCAUCCAAGGGCCCCGUAGCUCAGGAAACAUGCCGGCGACAAACGCAGAUACUCAGAAAUUAGUGGGUGUUAGCACCCUUAUGGUGGAGAACGUAGCGCGGCGCUUCGAAGGUGCCCUGAGCUCCAUGAGCAAGGCGGAGCAGAGCCUCAGUGAGGGCUCUGAUGUGGAGGAAGACCCCAUCGAGGACGCCACCUUCCAGGAGGCGAUGUCGGCCUACACCAUCCAUGGCAGGAUGGAGAACAUCGUGUGCCAGAUGGAGAUUCUCUUAGCUGAGGUUCUCGACACAUUGAAUGAAGAUGCCAUGGGCCAUGGCUUGGAUGUCCUCACUGGCAAAGCCAUUGGAACGGAGCUCAAGAAUCCACAUGAAAGCAAGGUGAACAUUACGAUGGAAAGAGUCGUCGAACUGCUCACAGCCUUGAGUUCCGAAGCCAAUCGCUUCGACUACGAUUCGUGGCUGGUCAUCGUGCGGGAUAACAACGACUACAUGGAAGAGUUGGUCCAGGAGUUUAAGGAGCAGAAGCACGAAAUCCGGAAGAUGCUCAUGAUCAAUUCGAUUGAGGCCAGUGAAUUCCUGAACAGCAGGCUCCUCAUCGCUGCGACGAACUUCACCAAGUGGUUCGAGAAGAUGCGUAAGCUCGCCGAUGAGUUCGAGGAUUUCGUGGCCAAGCAGCGGAUGACGCGAGGUGCACCGGAUCGGAUGCUGGCCAGGGAUCGUUUCCUACUCCAUUCUCGCCUGCGGAAAGAGACCUCCACAAGAAUGCACGAAAUCCGGGAGGCCUUGAAGAAGCAGGCGACCUCCAAUCACAACCGGCGUCUCGAUGCUCAGGUUGAGCUGAGGUUGAGUGACAGGCAGGACAUGGAAAGGGACGAGAGUGCUGCUUUCGAGCAUCACAAGCGCUCGCGGAAGCGAAAAACCACUGGGGAUGCAUCCACUGCCCGCCGUUCCUCCCUGGCGAGCAAGAGGAGCAGCCAUAUGGAGGAGCAAAUCUUCAACUACAUCCAGAUUGCACGACACCAUUUGGACGAGCUGUCUCUCUUGGUUCAGGAGAAGAACGAGAAGGAGGGUCGGGCCAAGGACGUGCUUUUGAAGUUGCACUUCAAGCAGCUCGCCAUGGAGAGAAAGAAGCUUCGCGCAGCGGCGAAGGGCUCCAGCACCUUCGGCUCCUCCGCCUUCGAAAGCGUGAUGCCUGGGAGAUCUGCGGCUUUGUACGCCCACAAGAAGCGGCAUCAGCAUGAGGACUUCAACGUGAGCAGCCAUCUGCUUCAGCAGGUCGCCAUCUCUCGGGAGCUGAAUGCUUUGACGGUGAUGGAGGCGAAUGGUGAAGAUGCCCUGAUGAAUGCUGAAACGCAGGCCUUGGGUGACCUUGACUCUUCGGAUGACAGCCCUCUUGCUGCUGCUGCCACUGCUCCGGCUCCCAUGUCGAAUUCGGUGGCGAAUGCCAUGCAUGCUGCUGAUAACAGGGCCCGAGAGGACGCACUUAGGGAUGCAGCCAGUGCCGCAGCGGCUUUGAAAGCAGCCUGUGGGAGCGAAGGGGUGGUGCCGGUACCUGCUGUGAAUCCGUAUGCACUUGCCGCCCCCGUAGCCUCCUCCCUGCCUCCCCCAAACCCUCCGUCGCCUCUGCAAACAGUGAUCAAGGAAGCUGGACAAGCCCUGGGAACCCCCAAAUCCAAGCCGAAGCGAGACAAGCAAACCGAAAGCCCCGAGAAGAAAGCGAAGCUGGCGAGUGAACGGUCGAGGCGAGGACUGGAUCCGCCGCCAUUGUUCGGAGGAGGUAGUGAUCCUUCGCGAGUCAGCCCGAAAACCCGAGAUGCCCCCGCAGGACCAGAGAUCUACCACCUUGAUCCCCAGACGCCCCCUACAUGGGUACGUGAUCUUCAGAACAUGGUUGCGACAGGCCAUCGAGAUCUUUUGUCGGAACUUCAGACCCAUAAGGUCCACAUCUCUGAGGUAGCUGCCCAGGUGCAGGGUAUUGAUAGAAAGCAAGAAGCUCUUCACCGAGCCCAGGGGGACAUGGCUACCCGGCUGGACAACAUGGAAGCUGAAGUCAGGGAUUUGAGAGCCAAGUCCAGGUCGGUUAGCCCGGCACCACACCGAGCCGCUGAACAGAGUCCACGGGGGUCUACGGCUGCCAGUACUGCAGGAGGUAGGCCUGUUAUCGAUGACCUCCAAAUUGUAAUUGGUGGAUGGGAUGAAGCGAGAAGGGGCGAGGUUGAACAAGAAGUCAGAUUGUUAUUUGAGGAGAUUGAAGCAUCCCCCCUCUUGCAGAACAUCACCAUACCCUUCGUCAGGACUCGGUUUGCUAGGGUGGAGCUCCUGUUCACGAACAGUAACCUAGCAGAAAGGAGACGUAUCCAGAGCCUCACGAUCAAUGCGCUUAAGCAGAAACUUGACGGGUAUGUGAGUAGUGUUCCGGGACAACAGAAGGCUAAACUGUGGGUAACACGCAAUCGUAGCCGCGAGGAUCGAGAGAAAAUCCGCGCAUUAGUAAGUGUCAAGGAGUGGGCUACCAAACACUUGUCGGAAGCCUUCAUUGAUUUUGACUGGUCGGGCCGCCUUUGGAUUCGAUCCGAACAAUGCUUGUUCUGGCAUCGCUAUAAGCAGCCGGAUGAGAACUCAAUGAUGUUGACAAAUCAAGCUGGUGAUGAAACAGGUUGGUUUGUAGAUGUGCGUCAGCUGGGUAGAUUACUCUCCAUCUCUCCGGAACAGGCCCGCGACGAGCUUCAGAAUUGA
Messenger RNA from Symbiodinium sp. CCMP2592, 7218 nucleotides. NCBI's taxonomy places the organism in Eukaryota, Dinophyceae, Suessiales, Symbiodiniaceae. The record is from the annotation of a GenBank genome assembly.